GAUUGUUGGAAAGAUUAGCAUCCACUCUUCUGGUGCUCGGGGGACGGACUAUGGCGCAGGGAUGGAAUGAGGCUAUGAAUGAACUUCUAAUCGAAAUUCGAUUUGAUCGAGGGUUUAACUGGUAAUAUGUCCAUAAUCAAUCUGCUUCAUCCGAUGCACGUGGUACAAAUCUAUCUGAAAACAUCCAUGUGACACAGUGAGGAUAAAAUUCUGUGUGGAUAAUUCUGUGGAUACUUGUAAAUUCUAGCAGAUCAAGAAUGCAAUACAAUCAACAGACAGUUACCGAAAACGGUCAAUCCAGACCACAGCAAACCAGGACGACCAGGCUGCAAGGUCAGCAAUCAUAUCGCCGUCAACAGUCUUCCAGUUCCAUGACUUCCACCAGUCGAGACGUAAACAGCAAUCUUCGAGGGCCACGGGAGCAUAGUUCAGCCCCUCGUCCCCUCAGUAAAAAUAGGGCCGCUGGUCGAAUGCAACCGAUACCAGGGAGUUUACCAGGGAAAAAGGGACCAUUUGUAUACCAACAGCCGCCUCAGCUGCAUCAACACCAGCAUCCUCCUCAACAAGCCUCCUUCCAGUAUCCUGGGUUGAUGCAGCCUCCAAAUCACCGGCAGGCCCUUCAUCCAACUAUUGAUCAUGCUGCGUUUUCAGUCCCUCCGCCAGGAAUUCCAAUGCAACAAAGCGAUCCGAGAUCACAACGAUGGGGAAAAGAAACGGAGUCUUCAAAACGUGCCAAAAUCAGAGCUUCUUCAUAUGACAAAAGAAAUCAACCCGAAGAUGGCCUGGAGCGUGUACAAUUAACUGUUGAUUACGGCGUCAAGAAGGCUCAUCAACAUCCGGAAUUCGCUAUACCGAAGUCAUCCCUGGACAAUUUACUUGGCAUUGAACAUCAUAAACGAGAGAUUCAGCUGGGUUCCAGUGCCAUGGAAAUGUGUCAUGCCGCUCCUAUCGGUCCCCGACACAUACACAGGCCAAUGAUGCGCGGCCUAGUUGGUCGACCAACAGAUGAGCACGACAAAUCCGAUACCGCAAUGUCUGUGCUCACCCCGUUUCAGCAGAGCUGCAUUCGAUCUUUAGCCAGUAUGAGUGUUUGUCCGCACACCAUUCUGCCUAUAACCGUGGGAAUGUUCACUCGAUCUUUCAUGAUGGAAGAGAACAUUUUCCUACAAGCUCUCAGUGAGGAAAUAUCCAAUAGGAUGGCCUCGAACCCACUGUACCAACGAAACAAUAGAAUCGAGUUCACCAUGUGCACCAGCCUGCUUCCGUUAUUCGUCUCCAUUCUGAUUGGCUACAUCCUCGGCCUGGCUCUCGGUUGGCAACUGGGCAUUGCGGUUGCUGUGACAGCGCUGAUCAUAUACAUCAUCACUGUUUGCAUCAUCGUUGUCGGAAUCGGUGCUAAACGGUCGACAAAAUCAGCGCGGUUUGCUGAAACAGUCUCCCGAUAUAUGCGUGGUUGCAAUCUGAUUCUGAACAUAUUGUUUUAUCGCGCACCUCCCAGUCCUUCAGUUGCUCAACCUGUCAGGCUUUUGCCGAUCAGUCUGAAUUUGGCCGGCUGUGUCAGUGGGGUAGACGCCGCGGCUUUGAUGACGGAAAAAAUGUGGCAGUUCAUCGAGCAGAAAUACGGAAAAAUUGCUGUGCGAAUGCAGUGGGCAAGCAAAGAUGCUUUCGGCGAAUCUACACAAACAUUCCGAAAAUUCUGCUGUCUUCCACUUUGGUUUUGGCUUUCCUCCACGCUACUCACUGCUCUGACUUUGGCAACACUGAUGGCUUUCGCGCCACUUUCUGUAAGUGAUAUGGGCUCUGUUCAGGCAUCCGGAGUCACCAAAGCUCCCCCAACCGAUCUAGACAUGGACAGCCACGUGCAAGCAGGCCGAAUUCACAAUGCAGCGAUUGUCUGUGCCAUCUUCUCCGCACUGAGUUUUCUGAUUUUAUGUGCAGCAUCUGUGCCAUCCCUGAUCAACCUUAUUCAAGGGCGCCCUUUUCAACGCAAACACCAACGACUUUGUUACAAAGCAGGUGGAAAACUGGGAGAACCUCCAAUGGAUAUGUGUUACGGUAUGACUGGUGGACGCUUCGAUCCGAUGGCAUGCGUACGAAUGGACGGCCCAUGUAACGCUCGGUACGCUUCCAAUCCAAGUCGAGCGGCAUUUCAUUUAAACCAAGAACUAACAUCCGCCGCAACCGUGGCCGCUGCAGCAGCCGCCGCUGCGGUAACAGCGGCUGCAGACCAGAAGUGGCGGUUAUUUUCACAUUCGCACAAUCGGACUAACGGAAACCCAGGUGGGACUAAGGUUAGAGUCGAUAAACCUCGACUGGAUGCCACAGAUGUCGAGAGUCAAGUCAGUCAAUCUGCUACCAGUGAUGACGAUGUGGACGACGGGUCGGAAAGCAGUGAGAAGGGAGACGAUUCCUCGGAUAUUCAAACCCAAUUCCAAAAUAAUGUCAAUUUAUGCGAAUCAGGAGAGCUUCUACUCAAAGGAGAUCAAAAGCGGAAGAAAGGUAAUGCAACAAGUAAUCAUCGACAUGGCUGUGACAAAAAAUCCAUGAAAAGCACCGCAGAAGCUCAACAAAAUCUGUCUAAAUGGAAAGAGUUAAUCCGAAAGGGUCUAAUGGAGGCGUGUAAAGUUUUAUCAAUGAUCGACAGUCGUAUUGGUAAACGACAAACGCGCAUUGUCCUCUGCAUCACUGGAACCGGCUGUCCCACCUCCCCGACAAGUACAAUCAUCAAGCUGGCCACCUUCAUACGUUUGGUUGAUCGUCUGUUGAUGCAACCUCCUGAAGGUGGAACAAGCGGAGAUGUAACUGUGAUGUUGGAGCCUAGUGCGAAGAAGCCCACGAGUGGCAAGGCUGAAGGAAAGCCAACUUCAACCUCCAAAUUAUGGACACCAAAUGUGAUUGUCUUAGUCGCUGCCUCAGUCCCAUCUUCACUGAAUCCAACUGCUAGUCAACUUAUGGCUAAUCCACCACCGCUCAAAUCGCAGCAUUUUGUGCGUGAACCUCCAUCCGCUUUGAUGGGUCAACAUCCAUCUACAUGGGCUAAUUUCAAGUUGUGGUGGUCUGUGCAUCAUUUUUGUCACUUGCCACUCUACCUGGAGGACGAACCAAUUGGAGCUCGGAUUAAUGGGCCAAUCAACCUUCAUCAGCUCCCAUCGAUCACCAGUCCGUCCAUGUUUCCGUUACAGACAACUCAGUACCUACCGACAAACAGCACCUUACUGGAUGUUUAUGCUGGAAUACAUGAGCUGGCCGACUUGAACACAAAAUACCUGCGACAAUUGCUCACAAUGUCUGCUUUUAUGGGAAGAAUGCUCAAUAUCGAGAGACUGAGUGUGGAACAACAGGGGAUGAUUCGCAUUCCAGCUCACGCACUACCAGGCUCAGCAAGCUAUCUGCCAACGCUGGCUGUCCUAGUCACGUGGUUAUGUCUGAUACAACACUGGCCGUUCCAUGCAGCAUGGCUCGCAUUGUUCAUCGAAGAACAUUUUCGAAGUGAAAUGGGGCAAGACGGUCCAUCCAGGUCACACGAUGCCAUGACGUUCAGCCAAUCACAGAGGCGUAUAAGUGAGGAGACGCCAGCCAAUGGACAGCGGACACCACAAUCGGACCCGCUGCACUGGAACAGUGAUCUAGCCCAACUUCAUAAUCGUGUCUUAAGAAGACUAGCUCCAGCUGUGGAGACCGCGCGCCAGAAAGCGCUCUCAGCUUCCAUCGGGACGAUGCAUUCAGGCAUGGAUUUCCCCAGCCGACACCUGCCCAGCUAUCCGCCACAUGUGAUGAGUACCCUGGAUAUCUGUGACCUGGCCCUUCGUGACCGAGAUCCCAGACGAUUGGCCAGAUUCCUACGCAGCACGGCAACGCAAAUGAACACUAGUCAAGAAGUCACUGAUCCUACUGCCGCGGCUACCGCAGGGUUCAGCUCACUUUUUGCUGCUGGUCACAUAACCGUUGGUCAGUUACUGAGGGUGAUGAAACUAACUCCAUUCUUGAAUCCGCAAAUAUCCCAGUGGAUCAAAGACGUGCUUCUGACAAAAGUAAACAUGAGCGAAAGUAUGGUUGAAGAAAAAUCCGGCGGAGCUACCCCAGCUGAAGUGAGAUCUCAGUCGUUGGAUUCCAGUAAGCGUAUCUCAUCCAGCGGACAACAACCAAAGACGGACGAAAUCAAGAGAUGUCAUCCCUCCAUGACCACUGCGAGCACGGCUCCCGCUUGUCGCGUCAAAUUAAAGCAUGGAUUGCCCAAAAAGCAGUUGCAUCAAAUGACUAUCGAUGACAUAUGCAACUUGCUUAAGGACAUCGAGGAUUUAUCGGCUAACCAAACGUCUGCAAAAUCAAGAUCUCGCUACAAACUUGGAAUUAGCAAGGAACGGAGCAACUCCCGCGCGCAUAAAUUGGACAGAAAGGUUAGAACCAGUUCUAGUGAUUCGGAAACUCCCGUCAAUGAUCCUGCACCACCAGCCCCAACGUCAACUAGAGCAUCUCGAUCGGUUGUUGAACGGGUAAAGAAUAUGCCAAUCGGGAAAUAUGAGGAAAGAAUAAGACGAAUGAAUCUCACUGGGAAUGUGUUAACUAUAUGUUCAAUGGAUGAACUACAAAAAGAGCUAGGCAUGUCUUUUGGUGACUGGAAACUGUUCUCGACCGUGAUUGGUUAUUUAAGGUCACGUGAAGCAAACUCCACCAUAGAACAGCAUGGGACAACAUUGGUACAGGGACAGUCGGGAUCAGCCUACUUAUAUCAUACCCAAGAGUUUGAUCAUUCCGUGACAUCUAGAGAACGUCAGAAUAUUAUCAGUACGGUGAGCGAUACUAGUAUUGCCCUAACUGUAAAGAGUGCACCGCUAAGUGAAGAAGCACACCCCAUAAAUUCUGCCACUCCGAAACCGGCCAAGUCAAUGUUGUCAUUAACAAGCACGCGACCAGUUGAUUAUUCUCACCGAUCAUCCGCUCCCUACAGGGUAGGAUCAGUAGAGCGACCCUUUGAUAAGAUGGCACCGACGGCACAACAUCAUUUUUGUCGUAGACAUAGUCUGAAAGCAUUGGCUCGCCAACAACAAAAUGUUGCCGCCGCACUCAGAGAACUUCCAACUGCUGCUUUUUGUCCAAGACAUCAGGAACAAGUACGAAGACUGGUUCACCAGGCAACACAUCACGAGGGACACAUUAACGAAAGGGUUUCAAGGGAACCUGGUCCAAGACAAUUAGAUGGCAUGUGUGAACAUCUGGGACAUCGCAGCCUACCUAGGGUUCACACAUGUGGAUACCACAAAGAGAAGCGUUCAAGAGACGGUUUGAUGCGAUCAGAGCAGAUCGCAUCUACUUCUUUAGAACAGUUAUCAAGAGCUGGAGCCCUAAACAUGAGCGGAAGUGUGGGCAUUCAUGGUAAUGGAAUACAGCCAACAACCAGCCAGAGAACCUCCACCCAUCUAGAGCGAAAACAUUCAAUUCACCGUCCUGGAAUGGUAGGCCAUGUUGGCUUGUCCACCUGUGGCCGAGGAAACCAGGGAACCAUGUCCGGAUUCCAAAAGCAAGCGAUUUAUCCCAGGGGUGACUCAGACAUUGCAGGAGCCAAUCAGUUUUCUGGGCACCAGAAACACACCGGUCAAGACCGUUUACCCACUCUAGUCAAUGGAAUCUACAAAGCGUCGCAUGCACACAUACUUCCGGAAGGAAGAAAUCUCGAAGCCCAUGAAACUAUCCCAAGAGAUUCUGCUUCCACGUCAUUGGCUGGAGAGAUGGCAGAAGAAGUUGCUGAGAUCAGCCCAACUCAUGUAAAUAACCAUAUCCACUCAACACACCAACAUCAGGAUGGAGUGGAUGGCUCAGAUAGCCAGUCUGCUCAUUCGUGUGAUUGCAACUAUUGGUAUUCACUUGAAGCUGCUGCUGCGACGGUUCCCGUACAACUUCGUCGCCCAUCUAAUCAAAUUGUCCCUCCAAACGCAAUAUCUCCUUGUACGAAGUGCAAUUCGCCAACUGAUAAUUCAAUUUCAGAUAGCUUGAGUACUACCCGAAGUCAACUUGACGUGAGUUCCGGAACGACAUCGGGUUGCACGUCCACUGGAACUUCCCUAGAACGCGUUGAUCAAGUGGCAUCUUAACUUUCAUGGCUCUUUCAAACUGUGGCUUCGUAGGGUCAGUAACAGUAGGGACUUGUUCACGAAGGACGGUCUCAUCCUCAACCCCCAGACUGCACUGAAUUACUUAAAUUGUACAUCUGCGGAUUCUUCUAGAAGGUUUUAUCAGACACGUGCUUAUUUGUACAUGUCUAUGUUUACUUUCUUGUUUAUUUUUGUUUUAAAUACCGUUAGGUGUGUUGUGCUGUUCUGCAAACUGUCCACCCCACCUCUCGGUCUUACAACCGGAAUAUUUUACCUUCAACGCGCCUGACUGCGAUAACGCCAAAGUAGUAUUCGUUUUUCUGUUUUUACUUUGUCGGAUAUAAUGUGCAAGAAUGACUCAACACUGCGGUAUUUCUAGGGCUCCUUUGUCUUGCUGUCUGACCUGUACUGGCAUGACUAGCGAAGGAAAUUUCUGUGUAUAGCUUAGUCUGGUAUGUGUCCGUGGAGAAAUAACAUCAUUUCGUGUGUUGUGGUUUGAAUCUGGAGAGUUCGAUCAAUAGAU
This is a messenger RNA of Opisthorchis viverrini, 6612 nucleotides long. RefSeq lists its product as hypothetical. Bases 258 to 6089 code for a protein of 1943 amino acids. Lineage: Eukaryota; Metazoa; Platyhelminthes; Trematoda; Opisthorchiida; Opisthorchiidae. The record is from RefSeq and is a predicted model, not a curated record. The transcript is spliced from 15 exons.